UGACAACUCUCCUAUGUUGCCUCAUCGUAAAUGGAUGUGUAAAGAUCUUCAACCAAAUUUGGUGGAGACUAUUAAAACUUCUGAUAACGAAGAAUAUUCUGAUGAUGAAGAUUCUGAAAUUGAGAUAAGCGAAAAUACCCUUGAAUUCUUUGAUGAGGCAGAUCAACUCAUUGAAUCAGAAUGGAAAUUAUUGAGUGAGAAACUCGUCAAAAACGUCCUUUCAGAAAAAGCAUCAAAUAUGUUUGAGAGUUAUAAAAAUUCGAAAAGAUUGAAUGCUUAUCAAGCCAGUGUCAUUAG
Messenger RNA from Funneliformis caledonium, 297 nucleotides. The record is from the annotation of a GenBank genome assembly. NCBI's taxonomy places the organism in Eukaryota, Fungi, Glomeromycota, Glomeromycetes, Glomerales, Glomeraceae.